Microplitis demolitor is the source of this 1474-nucleotide messenger RNA. RefSeq names its product probable methyltransferase-like protein 25. The transcript has 3 exons. Lineage: Eukaryota; Metazoa; Arthropoda; Insecta; Hymenoptera; Braconidae. Bases 84 to 1376 code for a protein of 430 amino acids. The record is from RefSeq and is a predicted model, not a curated record.
CAUUUUUUACUGUGUAUAGAUUUUAUACAUUCUUAUAUUAAAUAAAUAUAUAUAUAAAUAUUUAAAAAUUUAUUUUUCAAACAAUGGAUUUAUAUGAGAAUUUUUUUACUGAAAUAUUGUCAUUUAUUGAUAAGUAUAGUGAGUUAAUAAACUGUCAUUUAGUUGAUUUUAUAACUGAAAAUUUGUGGGAAAAAUGUCUGCCUGAUAAUUUAAAAAAACAAUUCGAAGAUAUUGAGAAAUUAAAAAUCGACUUAACGAUCUACGACAAUAAAAAUAAAGAUAAUGAUUUUAGUGAAUUGGAUAAUUUUAUUGACCGAGUCAAUUAUUUAAAUUUAAAAAACAAUCCACAACUUUUAAAACUUGAAGACAUAUCAACUCUAAUAGCUGAUGAUCAUUGUAGCUGGAGAGAUUUUUAUCACAACAAUAAUGACAGUAACGUCGAGCAGAAUUUUAUGAAAGACAAAAAAAAAUAUGAAAUUGAAAUUUUUUCAAAAGUCAUCGGUUAUUUAUCAAGGCUAAAUUCAAGUUUGGUAAUUGAUGUCGGUGCUGGCAAAGGAUAUUUAGGCACAAGUUUAUACAAAAAUUAUAAAAUACCAGUAUUAGCUGUUGACUCAUGUGAGUCGAGACACAAAAGUGCAAUAAGUCGACAAAAACUGCUGAUUAAAAAAACGCAUCAGUCUUAUCCUUUGGUCCAGCAUUCCGUUCAAUAUAUAAACGAAACAACAAACUAUGCAGAAUUAGUCCGGUCAUCAUUCCCAGAUUUAAAUGGUCACGAUAAUUAUCUUCUUGCAGGACUGCACACUUGCGGGUCAUUGGCUGGGGCGAUGAUAAAAUCAUUUUUAAAUUCUCAAUGUCUUACAACUCUGUGUGUAAUUUCCUGUUGUUAUCAUUUAACAGAAGAAUGUUUGACUGAUAAAUGUAAAUUUACUAAAAAUGCACGUAUGCUUGCUCAGCAAUCAGUUGAAAGAAUUUCCAACAAAUACAGAUCGUCAUCUCCUUCAUUAUUUUACCGCGCGCUACUUCAAAUAAUUCUCCAAUCUCUUGGGAUUCCUGGUUCUAGAGUAGGCAGAGGUGCUCCUACAGAAAGCUUUCCAGUUUAUGCGACGUGGGCAUUAAAAAAAAUAGGAGUUGAUAACAAUAAAAUACCUUCUACUAAUGAUUUAAAUGAAUUGUAUGAAACUUAUGUUGAUCAUGAAUGGAGAAUGAAUGCAUUCCAAUACCUAAGAGUUCAUUUAGGCUCAUUAAUAGAGUCGGCAUUGAUAUUAGACCGUGUAGUUUAUUUACUUAGGAGUAACAAGUGUUCGAAAGUAUCUGUUGUACGUCUUUUUGAUCCAAUUAUAUCUCCACGUUGUUAUUUAAUUACUGCUUUAAAGUAAUUUAUAGAUAAAUAAAUACCAGUUAUCAAAUAAAAUUUUUUUAGAGUACGUUCUUUAAUAUCAGCAAAUUAUUGACAGGUAACUGGACUGGACGCAGG